UAUAAAGCCUGAGACGACCCAGCCUGGCAUCAUUCCUUCACCACCACCAACCAUCAUGAAGUGUGCUGUGCUCGUACUCCUGGCUAUGGCCGCCCUGGUCGCCGCUCGCCCCGACAAUGUCCUCGACCUGGACCUGGACGACCUCCACCACGACCAGAGCAUCGAUGACGACGCCACCAUCACCGGCACCUACAGGUGGACUUCUCCUGAAGGAGAGGAAUUCUUCGUGAGCUACAUCGCUGACGACAAAGGCUACCGCGUGGUAGAGUCCAACGCCGUCCCCGUCACCGCUGACGGCGUGGCAGCCAACGGUGCCCAGGGAUCCCUCAGCUCUGAGGAAUUUGAUGAUUAAAUGAUAAACAAGACAACACAAAUGGCUGUGUUGGAGCAGCUCACUUCUGAAAGGUGAGGAGCCGCUUCGAUGCACUGACGUCAACACCUGCGGGUGGUGGAGGGUGGCGGGCGAGGCUUCCUGAGGAACCCUCACGACCUUCCCCCACCUCUCACCCACGCCAACAUCUUCACAAGGUUCCCUUGAGUUAAUCUUCUCUCACCAGGAGACUUCUCACCAACUCUCUUCAUUGCCAUAUGUUUAAUAUUUAUUUAUUUUAAAUAAAAUUUUCUUAAAGAAUUGAAAA
Messenger RNA from Homarus americanus (American lobster), 638 nucleotides. RefSeq names its product larval cuticle protein 4-like. NCBI's taxonomy places the organism in Eukaryota, Metazoa, Arthropoda, Malacostraca, Decapoda, Nephropidae. The coding region runs from base 56 to 352 and encodes 98 amino acids. The transcript is spliced from 3 exons. The record is from RefSeq and is a predicted model, not a curated record.